Messenger RNA from Puntigrus tetrazona (Sumatra barb), 3408 nucleotides. Its product is annotated as TSC22 domain family protein 2-like. Gene Ontology annotation, biological process: regulation of transcription by RNA polymerase II. Lineage: Eukaryota; Metazoa; Chordata; Actinopteri; Cypriniformes; Cyprinidae. The transcript has 4 exons. Bases 520 to 2355 code for a protein of 611 amino acids. The record is from RefSeq and is a predicted model, not a curated record.
AUCGCGAAUUUACAUAGCCAUCUUGUCGGGAGGUGAAAUUUUUAGAUUUUCUGUUUCCGAACUCUGCUAGUUGUAGUUAGCCGUAAACUUUCAUUUCAACCCGUUUUCGUGUUUGAUUUGUUAGUACGCCGGUAUCUAGUCGCCGAGUGUCGUGGCGUAUUAAGCGGCGUUUAAACGCGCUCGUUCAGGAUGUGUUUGAUACUUAUAUGUAGGUAGAGAAGUGAGAGGCAGCAGGGGGAGUGAACGCAGCCGAAUCUACGACAGCGGCCUUACACAGACCGCCCUUACCGAGCUCCGAUCACCAGCAUAUGAGGAGAAAUUAAUAACCGACACGUCAUCUCGCGCACACCGCUCGCGGAGGUUGUUUUCGUCCGCCGCGCGCGCGUCGAAAAUGCAACAGGAGAGAAGAGGAAGACGGAUGACGCACGAUCGUCGCGGAAAACUGUGAAACUUGGGGCGACUGUUUGCUGUUUCGUCAAGCCAGCGGCGUCUUUAAGGUGUCUCAAAAAGCCGUAAAGCAUGUCUAAGAUGCCGGCCAAGAAGAAGAGUUGCUUUCAGAUCACGAGUGUGACUCAGGCUCAAGUCGCGGCCAACAGCGCGACCGACGACACCGAGAGCCUGGAUGACCCGGAUGAGUCCCGGACAGAGGACGUGUCCUCCGAGAUAUUUGACAUGUCCAGGACUGAGGUAUGUGACAGGAGCUCCUCAGAGGAGACUUUGAAUAAUGCGGGGGACUCGGAGGGCCAGACUCCCCAGAACGGCGGGCUUGGACCGCGCAGCUCGGGUCACCAGGGCGUCCAGGCCCCUGGGGUUCAAACGGCGCAAGUCACCGGUUCGUCAAGCGCGGCGACCAUAACCAGCUGCAGUUCUCGCUUCAGGGUCAUUAAGCUCGAUCACGGCACCGGGGAGCCCUUCAGGAGGGGCCGGUGGACCUGUACGGAGUAUUACGAGAAAGACCCCGAGGGCUCCGCGAUGAGCAGGACUGUGGAUAGUAUAAGGCACACCAAUGCGAACGAGCCCGGAGCGGAUAGGGACAGUGGGCUCGGGGCCACGGUCGGCUCCGUAAUGGCUCCUGAUGUAAAUUCCGACGGGACGUGUUUUACCGGCCCGCCUCACAAUCUAGAACCGCACAACUUCACCGUGGGGUCCGGGUCGCCCGAAUCUUUUAGUAAUAAGCCAGUGCCUCCGUCUGCUCAGCACGGUCUCCAUCCGCCCGCUCACGAGGGAGGACACCCGGGCGCCCAUCUUCAGAAAUCUCCCAGCAUCCCUCCUUCCGCUCAAGCGCAGCCGCUGCUAUAUCAACCCCAGCCUAUUACGCACCAACUGCAAAACCAGCCGGUCUUGAUAUCCACCGGUCAGCCUGAUUACGCCCAGCGCAGCUUGCCCAUUACGGUCACCCAGACUCUCCCCGGGGUGAGCCUUUCCGUCGGACACGUCAUCAGCCAGGGGCCGUCCCCUCUUCCGACCCCGGCCGCAGGAGGGGUGCAGGUUCUGGGUGCGGUGGAUAUAUCGGGACUCCCUGGAGGUGUUUCCUUGGCGAGCGUGCCGGUGUCGUCCGUCCCGAAUCUGGUGCAGCAUCCCGCGGUGGGGCUGUUGAGCAGCAUCGCCCCGUUAUCCUCCAUUCAGCAGCAACCGGUGGCUCAAUACCAGGCUUCGGGAGCGAUGCACGGUUUAUCGACAACUCCGCAAAGCGCUCCGAGCUUGCCCGUAGCAGCCGUGGCGCUCGCUGUAGCGUCCGCUGCGCUCCCCAAUACCUCCUCUCAUAGCCAGGCCAGCAUCUUCAGCCAGGCGGAUGAGAGCCGGAGGAUGUCUGAUGCGUCCGCGCAGGUGCACAGUAAAGACACGGUGAAGCCCUUUAUCACAGAAGGCCUGCAGUUGCCCAGUCCGGCUGUCAACAGUCUUUUCGGUAUACCCAUUCCCAUCGACGGGGAGGACGACAGGAAUCCCUCCACAGCUUUCUUCCAAGCCUUCCAGUCUGGCAGUAGGCUGAAGGACUCGAAGAUGACCUGUGAUAGUGCCUCUGGAGCAAGCGUGGUUGCCAUUGAUAAUAAAAUAGAACAAGCAAUGGAUCUAGUGAAAAGCCAUCUGAUGUAUGCUGUGCGGGAGGAGGUGGAGGUGCUGAAGGAGCAAAUCAAGGAGCUCUACGAGAGAAACUCUGUGCUGGAGCGAGAGAACGCCGUGCUCAAGUCUCUGGCCAACAAUGAGCAGCUCUCUCAGCUCACGGUCCAACCCGGCUCCGGCGGCCCCGUCCCGGCCCAAGCCCAGCCCCAGCCUCAGCCUUACCUUCAGCUGGACUCCAGCCAGAGCUCGGACCCCCUGCCCCGAGCGCCCCAGCCCAGCGUCACCUCGGCCUGAAGCAGCGGGAGAGCUCGCGAAGAGAGUUAUUUUUUUAAUAAAGAGAAUCCAGCCAAGAAAGAGGUGUAUUUUUUAGCAUUGCAGUUUUCACGUAAGAAGCGAGAGUCUAUUUUCAGAGCCACCGUGCUUCGUGUUUUUUUGUUUUUGUUUGUUUUUUUUCCAUUCACCGGUCAAUUCAAUUGUACUGUUUAUUUAUUAUAGGGCUGCUAUUUUCCCGAGAGGAACAAUGUCACAGAACCCUUCGAUCCGACAGCGAGCGGCCGUCUUUUAUCGUAUCGAUCAUCAAUGCAAGCGUAAAACCGUGGCAGAGUUAGCGAGUGGGUAGAGUUCAAACACUAACAGCGACGUUUCUCUGUGGAUUAAGAAUGUGAACCUGGCGUGAAUGUACAUUGUGUAUAGUGUAAAGAUGAACAGAGCGUAACAAGUCUGUACAGGUUUGCGGGCGAAGAUCUAAACUGAAUCCUCAAAGGUCUACCCUGAUGAAGAAAGCUUGUAGGACGUUGGAAAAAAAAAAAAAAAAGAAGUCAGUUGCCAUAUUCUCCUGCCCCCUACCCUGAUGUCUCGCGCUUUUGGGGAACGGGAAGGGGAUUUAAAAAGAAAAAAAAAACUGUGAAGUCGUUCAACCUACUUUGUAACCAAAGAUGCAAAGCUGUGUAAUUUUUUUUUGUUUUGUUUUUUUAUAUGCGCACUCUGUAUUUUUUUUUGUUUUUUUUACUUUUAAUUUGUUCCUCACAACAAACUUUUUUUUUUUUUUUUUUUUUGUUGCUUUUAGGCAUGUUCUGCAUGAUCUGUAAAAGUCAAACCACUUUCUUACCUCAUUUGUAUUGGGCACUCAUAUUGUAAGUAGUCUGUGAAUAGCGUCGGCGGGGGAAGGAGAUAUGGAGGCGAUGGUGAGGAGAUGUAAAACCGGCUAAGUGCGCGUGAGACGCACCAGCCACAGAAAAUGAAGUGAGCCAUGUUUCGUUCAUUUAAAUGGUGUUUGAAUUUCAUAUGCCAAUAGUUUUGUUACAUUGCAAAUUUUAAUGUAUUUAAAUAAAUGCAAUAUUCAAAUUA